AUGGAACAGCUAACUGUUUGUAAACCGAUCCCACAACUUAAUAUUUUUUUACUUUUUUUUGUUCCGGGUGUGUUACAUUACUGUAAAGAUUCACUCUACAUAUAUAGGUAUAUAUACCUCAACAUGUAUACAUAUCACAAGAAAGCUAAUACGUGGGAGGUAAAAAAUUAUUUUUAUCUUUUUUCUCACCCAUUUAAACGCUCAAUUCAAUCGAGAAAAAAAAUCACUAAAAUUGUGAUAAAUAUUUAUACGCUAAAGACAAAGAUACCAGUUUGGAAUGUCAAAUUACGUACUAAAUUUUUAAAUUUAGAUAUUUCAUGUGCAAGUGAAUUUAACAAAGGAAACAAGAAGUAA
Messenger RNA from Cotesia congregata, 354 nucleotides. The record is from the annotation of a GenBank genome assembly. NCBI's taxonomy places the organism in Eukaryota, Metazoa, Arthropoda, Insecta, Hymenoptera, Braconidae.